AGUUGGAAUGUAGCUAGGAAAACAACGACACACCAACUUUAAAAAGUUUUUUCCACACACAACAUGUGGGAUUGGCGUUUAGUUUUAUUUUUUUUACUAAACUUAGGAGUGAUUAAUUCACAAACAAAAUGUGGUAUUCCCAAUGGGACGUUUUUGAAACAGCAAAAGAAUUUGGAUCAAAAAAUUGUUGGAGGAGUUGAAGUUGGGUAUUUUAAGUAUCCCUGGUAUGUUGCUUUAACCAGGGAGGGUGAAAUUUAUUGUGGAAGUACUUUGAUACACGAAAAAUACAUUGUAUCUGCUGCACAUUGUUACGAAGAUUUUUUUGAUCAAGCUUCAGCUGGUAAAAUAAAAUUAGAAAACGUCCUAAAACCAAUUUUUGGUGUUUAUAAUAUUUGCAACACCCACGAGCCAACACAACAACGUAAAAAACUUGCUAAAGUGUGGAUUCAUGAAAAAUAUGAUAAAAAAGGGGAUUAUUAUGAUAUAUCCCUUUUAAAGUUAAAGAAAAAAGUUGAUACUAAUAAAUUUAUGCCAUGUUGUCUUCCAACUAAAGUUUAUAACUCCAACACACGUCCAAAAGAAGGUCUUAUAACCGGAUUAGGAGAUCAAGUAUUUAAUGACAGAAACAUAACUUGUCUAGCUAAAGAAGCAAGGAUUUUAAUUUAUUCUGAUGAUGUUUGUAAGAAAACAUUAACCGAUCCCGGUCAAGAUCCUUCAAAAACUCCGCUAAUUGGAGCUUUUUGCGCUGGGUAUUUAGAAGGAAAAGUUGAUGCUUGCCAAGGCGAUAGUGGAGGUCCAUUAACGAUAUUAGCACCUGAUAGCAAAUACAUUCUUCUCGGUGUUGUUUCUUUUGGUGAAGGUUGCGCAAAACCGGGUCAUCCGGGGGUUUACACGGACGUUUCGCAAUAUUUAGAUUGGAUUUAUAAAAAAAGUAAGAUUCCCCGACCUUCAACAACUGAGCCUACGAUUCCAACGGAACCAGAUGAAACAACCUCCUCAACUAAAACACCAAAACCAACUAAGCCAACAACUUCAGAUGGAUCUUAUAGUCCAUCAACUUACACUUUUCCCGACGUUAUUCCAACUCAACCGUAUAUUCCUGAUCAAAAUCAAAAACCACCUCAGGUGAUAAUAAUUGUAAAUAAGAAGAAUAAGAAUGGUACAAAAAGUCACCAUAGUAAUAAAAGGAGUAAUAAAAAGGAAAAGGAGAAGAUUAAAAAGGAAUGAUUUAUGUAAAAAAAAAAUAAUUCAAUACAAUUCCAUAUUAAAGUAUAAAGUUAUUAUGAUUACGUUUUCUUUUGUGUAUACGCAGCUUUAAGAUAAAAAAAGAAUAAAAAUGCAACAAAAAAA
Messenger RNA from Onthophagus taurus, 1350 nucleotides. The record is from RefSeq and is a predicted model, not a curated record. NCBI's taxonomy places the organism in Eukaryota, Metazoa, Arthropoda, Insecta, Coleoptera, Scarabaeidae.